ACCAGCGGUGUUCUUCUGGUCUGGGUUUCCAUUCCUUCACGGGAUCAUUGGCGGUGGUCCUCCAGUGAUUCUGAACCAUUUCCGACAGCAUUUCAACGUUCCCAGCUUUCUUCGUCAGCUCGCGACGCCAUUUCCAGAAAACGCAGCAGAGAACAAUUUCAGAAACUGACUUCGUUGAGUAUUUGUGAGCUGGUACAAGGAAUCUGAGGUUGACUUGAAGCUUGAGGACUCCAGAACGAACUCUGUUGGAGUGUUCUCUGCAGAACCUUGUGUGACGGCAAGGAGAAGACGAAUUUGGUCCGAGAUUUGGGUGUCUUCCUUUGCAGCAUUGCUUGAACUUGACCCGGAGAUUGAGAGAACCUUUUGGGCUUUAAGGAGACAAGCUAGGUCAGUAGCAACUUGUGAGAGUAGAAUUUCAGAGAUGGAUAAUCAGAUAACAGAAGGGGAUUGAACUAUGAAAGAGCUUGCAGCACCAGAUGUGGCUUAUAAGUACUCAUGCAUCACUUAUCCAGACUUGGCAGGAGAUUUUGAACUUAGAUCAGGACUUAUUCAUCUGCUUCCCAAAUUUCAAGGGUUAUCAGGAGAGGAUCCCAACCGCCAUCUACAUGAAUUCCAUGUGGUUUGUUCCACUAUGAAGCCACAGGGGAUUUCAGAAGAAGACAUUAAGUUGAGGGUCUUUCCAUUCUCUUUGACAGGAGUAGCAAAGGACUGGUUAUAUUGCCUUCCAGCUGGAUACAUUACUAGUUGGAUUGAUAUGAAGAAAGCAUUUUUGGAUAAAUUUUUCCCAGCUUCUAGGACUGCAACUAUCAGGAAGAGCAUUUGUGGUAUUCAGUAAGUAGUGGGAGAGACUCUUUAUGAUUAUUGGGAGAGAUUCAAGAAGCUGUGUUCGAGUUGUCCACAACAUCAGAUUAGUGAUCAGCUUCUUGUUCAAUAUUUCUAUGAGGGUCUACUUCCUAUGGAUAGGAGCAUGAUAGAUGCGGCAGCUGGAGGAGCCUUGGUGAAUAAGACUCCAAAUCAAGCAAGAGAGUUAAUUUCAAAUAGGGCAGAAAAUUCACAGCAAUUUGGGAGUAGAGCUCUUGGGACUAGAGUGGUUAAUGAAACUCAUUUGGUUUCGAAUGAGCAACAAGAAAUCAGAAAUAAUUUGCAAGAAUUGACCUCUCUAGUGAAGCAAAUGGUGUUGCAAAAUUCGAGUCAUGUUUCAAAUUUUCCUUUAUCAAUGAUGAAGUUGUGUGGAAUUUGUUCAAGCCAAGAUCAUUCUUCGAAUCAUUGUCCUAAUUUAUAUCAAGAUGAAUCUGUUGCAGCCAUUUCAAGACCUCAAUUUCAGCAACACAAGUAUGAUCCCAACUCUUCAACUUAUAAUCCGGGAUGGAGGAAUCAUCCUAAUUUGAGGUAUGGGAACACAUUUUAUCAGCAGCCAACACAAAAUCAGAUUGGUCAGCCAUCAUUUCAGCAUCAGCAGAAUCAACAUUAUUUCCAGAACCAUCCAACAGUUCAUUCUAACCAAAAUCAGCAAUUUCAACCAUUCCAGAAUUUUCAGCAUUCGAAUGUUGCAUUUCAGCCACAAUUUCAGAAUGCACAGAAUCAGCAAAACCAUUUCCAGCAAAUUCAGCAACCUGUGCAGAAUUUCCAGCAGCCAAGCAGUGCGAAUCAGCAUCAAUUUCAGCUUGCACUUCCAUCUUCUACAAGUCCUAGAUCAAUGCAACCUCAGCACAACUUUAGCAACUCGAAAAUUGAAGAUUUGAUGCAGCAAAUGAUGCAACAGCAGCAACACCAACAAAGAACUGAUACAACGCUGCAAAACAUUGAAAGACAGAUUGGGCAACUUGCUAACAACAUCAAUCAAAUGCAAAAUCAAGGAUCUGGACAAUUACCUUCACAACCCACUCCAAAUCCUAAGGGAAAUGUGAGUGCAUUAACUCUGCGAAGUGGUAAAACAAUUUCAGACCCAAAUCCUAAUUUUCCAGUAGGAGCACAGCAGAAUAUUUCCAAGCCAUUUGCAGUUUCGAAUUCACAAAAUUUCCAGAAUUUUCCAGCAAAUUCAGAGCAGCCAGAUUCUGCACAGAAUUGGAUUACUGGAUUUGAUCAGCAACAUUUCAAUCAACCAGAAGUUUCAGAUUCUGAUCAAACUGAUGGAGCAGAUUUCGGCUUAGAAUUUACUCCACCAGCAGCUUCAAAUUCAGCUCCAAAUUCAGCACAAAAUCUGGAAAAUUCUGGACAGAAUCUGGACAGAAAUCUAAACCAGCAAGGAGUUGAGCAUUCUAUUCCAUUACCUUUCCCUCAAAGAAGUGUACAACCAAGGAAAGAGUUGGAGGAAGAAAAGGCUAAAGAAUAUCAAGAAUUGGUGAAAUUGUUCAGCAAGGUUGAAGUGAACGUUCCUUUGCUUACCAUGAUUAAGAAAAUUCCAAAAUAUGCCAAAUUCCUCAAGGAUCUUUGUGUGCACAAAAAGAAAUUGAAGGGAAAUGAAUUGAUAAGUAUGGGAAAGAAUGUUUCAGCAUUACUUCAGUCAGUUCCUCAGAAGUGUGAAGAUCCAGGAGUUUUCACCGUGCCUUGUGUGAUAGGAGAUUGUAUCUUUGAGGAUGCGAUGUUAGAUCUUGGAACUUCUAUUAAUGUGAUGCCUAAAUCAGUUUUUCAGUCAUUAAGAAUUGGACCUUUGCAGCCUACAAGUGUAGUGAUUCAGUUGGCCAACCGUAGUCAAGCACACCCAGCAGGAGUGAUUGAGGAUGUAUUGGUAAAAGUGAGGGAGUUAAUUUUUCCUGCAGAUUUUUACAUCUUAGAUAUGGAGGGUGAUGUGCUUGCAAACAGGGCUCCGCUUAUUCUGGGGCGUCCAUUCCUGAAGACUGCUAGAACAAAGAUAGAUGUACAUGCAGGAACUCUUUCUAUGGAGAUAGGAGACACAGUGGUUCGUUUCAGCAUUUUUGAGGCUAUGAAGCAUCCUAGAGAGGAUCAUUCUAUACUUAGCAUGGAUAUAUCGGAAGAGUUGGAUGGCAUGGAUUUCUUGUCAGAUAUUGAUUCAGAUUUGGAGGUUUCUGAUUUUGGUCAAGAGAAUGAGAUUGUUUCUUUGUUGGAGGAGAUUUUAGAGGUGGAAGAAAGUGGUAGUUCAAGUGAAUGCGUAGGGGAUUGCUUAGGAGAAGCAUUACCCCUAGGAUCGCUCAGAGAGGAAGAGGUAUGUGUAGGGGAUUGCUCAGCAGCAUUACCCCUAGGAUCACCUAUUAUGGAGCAGACACAAGAGGAGUUGAAACCAUUGCCCCAACAUCUGAAAUAUGCAUAUUUGGGAGAAAAUCAGCAGCUACCUGUCAUCAUAGCUCAGAAUUUGGAACCAGAUCAGGAGGAGAGAUUAUUAGAGAUUCUGAGACAGCAUAGGAAGGCCAUUGGAUGGACUUUGGUGGACAUUCCUGGGAUCAGUCCUUCCAUUUGUAUGCAUAGGAUCUAUUUGGAGGAGGAUGUGAAGCCAGUGAGACAGCCACAAAGACGACUGAACCCUUUGAUCUUGGAUGUGGUAAAGAAGGAGGUGACUAGACUCUUACAGGCAGGCAUUAUUUAUCCGAUUUCUGACAGCAAAUGGGUCAGUCCCAUCCAUGUGGUUCCGAAGAAGUCAGGGGUGACAGUGGUAGCUAAUGAAGAGAAUGAACUGGUGCCCACGAGAGUGAAGAAUUCCUGGAGAGUAUGUGUGGACUACAGGAAACUGAACCAAGCAAGCAGGAAGGAUCAUUAUCCACUACCUUUUAUUGAUCAGAUGUUGGAGAGGCUGGCAGGUAAGUCACAUUAUUGUUUUCUUGAUGGGUACACUGGUUAUUUUCAUAUUUGCAUCGACCCAGAGGACCAGGAGAAGACGACCUUCACUUGUCCUUUUGGGACAUUCGCAUAUCGUAGGAUGCCAUUUGGAUUGUGCAACGCUCCAGGUACUUUUCAGCGAUGCAUGGUGAGUAUUUUUGGUGAUUUAUUAGAGCAUUGCAUGGAAGUAUUCAUGGAUGAUUUUUCUGUUUAUGGCUCUUCUUUUGAUGCAUGUUUGGAAAACUUGUCUCGAGUUUUGAGUAGAUGUAUUGACACGGAUUUGGUUUUAAAUUUUGAAAAGUGUCACUUUAUGGUAGAGCAUGGCAUUGUUUUAGGUCAUAUAGUCUCUAGGAAAGGCAUUGAAGUAGAUCCUGCUAAAGUUAGCGCUAUAUCUUCUUUAUCUUACCCUGCAUGCGUGCGGGAGGUUCGAGCUUUUCUUGGUCAUGCAGGAUUCUAUAGGAGAUUUAUUAGAGACUUCAGUAAGAUUGCUCUACCAUUGUCUCAGCUACUUCAGAAGGAUGUUUUGUUUGAUUUCGAUCAGAGGUGCAGAGAGGGUUUUGACAGAUUGAAGGAGGCUCUUACUUUAGCACCUAUUAUCAGACCCCCAGACUGGUCCUUACCUUUUGAGUUGAUGUGUGAUGCUUCAGAUUAUGCAGUGGGAGCUGUACUAGCACAGAGAGUGGAUGGAGCACCCCAUGUUAUUUGCUAUGCUUCCAAGACUUUGGACUCAGCUCAAGCAAACUACACAACAACAGAAAAAGAGCUUCUUUCUAUUGUUUUUGCUUUAGAUAAGUUCAGAUCAUAUCUUCUUUGUUCUCAUGUGAUUAUUUUUUCUGAUCAUGCAGCUUUGAAGUAUCUCCUCAAGAAGCCUGAUGCAAAGCCUAGAUUAAUCAGAUGGAUGCUUCUGCUUCAAGAAUUCGACGUAGAGAUACGUGAUAGGAGCCGGAAGGAGAACUUGGUUGCAGAUCAUUUGAGCAGGAUUGAAGGAGACUUAGACCAUUCGGCCAUUGAUGAUGAUUUCAGGGAUGAGCAGCUUCUACAGCUGCAGGGUGAGUCUCCAUGGUAUGUGGAUCUAGUGAAUUUCUUAGUUGCACAUGUUUAUCCCAAACAAUUUUCAAAAGCUCAAAAAGAUAAAUUAAAAAGUGAUUCAAAAUUUUAUGUUUGGGAUGAUCCUUAUUUGUGGAAGUUUUGUAGUGAUCAGAUCAUUAGGAGAUGCAUACCUGACUCUGAGUUUCAGUCUGUACUUACUUUUUGUCAUUCUUUUGAGUGUGGAGGACAUUUUGGACCACAAAGAACUGCUAGGAAAGUAUUAGAAUGUGGUUUGUAUUGGCCUACUCUUUUUCGUGAUGCCUAUGCUUUUUAUAGAUCAUGUGAUAGGUGUCAACGAACUGGGAACAUAGGACUUAGAAAUGAAAUGCCUCAACAAUUCAUUUUAUUUUGUGAGAUUUUUGAUGUUUGGGGUAUUGACUUUAUGGGUCCAUUUCCUGCCUCUUUUGGUUUUGUUUACAUUUUAUUGGCAGUUGAUUAUGUUUCCAAAUGGGUGGAGGCCAUUCCCACUCGGACUGAUGACUCUUCUGUUGUUGUUAGUUUUGUCAGGUCUCACAUAUUUUGCAGGUUUGGAAUACCCAGGGCGAUCAUAAGUGAUCAAGGGUCUCAUUUUUGUAACAGACACAUGAAGGCUUUGCUACAUAAGUAUGGGGUUACACACAAAGUUUCUACAUCCUAUCAUCCUCAAACAAAUGGGCAAGCAGAAGUGUCUAAUAGGGAGGUGAAAUCAAUUCUUGAAAAGACUGUGAGACCGGAUAGGAAAGAUUGGAGCAAAAGACUUGAAGAUGCACUUUGGGCAUAUAGGACAGCUUUCAAAACCCCUAUUGGAAUGUCCCCUUACAGGAUUGUCUAUGGAAAAGCAUGUCAUUUGCCUGUGGAGAUUGAACAUAGGGCGUAUUGGGCGGUUAAAGCAUGCAACCUUGAUAGUGACACGGUUGGAGAAGAAAGAAAGUUGCAACUGCAAGAACUUGAAGAGAUUAGAUUGGAAGCCUUUGAGAACUCACGGAUUUAUAAAGAAAAGACCAAGAGAUUUCAUGACAAACAAAUUGAGGUGAAAGAUUUCCAAAUUGGUGACAAAGUACUUCUAUAUCGAUCUCGUCUCAAAUUGAUCAAAGGUAAGUUGAGAUCUAGAUGGGAAGGACCUUAUUGUGUUACUAAUGUAUUCUUUUAUGGAGUGGUUGAGAUCCAGGAUAUGUCUACUGGCCGGGUUUUUAAAGUGAAUGGACAAAGGCUUAAAAGGUUUCAUGAAGAAGUGAAGGGCUUGGUGGUGGAGGAAAUGGAACAUGUUGAUGCUAUCUACCCGAGCUAGAGGGGAGUUUUACUUUAUCUUUUGUUUCCUUGCAAAUGAAUAAAUUUUAGAUUUUAGUAGUUUUUCUUAUAUGUUAGGACAAGUUUCGGUUUCAUUAGAAUUUUCUUGCAUCAAUAAAUUUUGAGUUACAUUAGUAGUUUUUUAUUUUUGCAUAGUUAUAGUUUUGCACUUUAGGUGCGUGAUAGUUACCAUUUCUUUAAGUUUGUUAGUCUUUGUUUUAGGAAUAAAUGGUACUUCCUUAUUUUGACAUUUCCUUGUAUCAUUUUAAGGGAUUUGAAAAGGGAUGUUAAAUUUGAUUAUCUUGUUUAAAGACUUUAUUGCAUGAAUGAACUCUAGGAUUGCAAGAGGUUGAUACUAGUGAUGGAUUCUUGAUUGAUGAAAUGGUAUGGUAACUUUUAUUUACCUAGUGAGGUUUGAGCCUAUUUGAGUGAUGUACUUGUAGCUUAUUUCACUCUAAAACUUGCUUUAAAUCUAUUUAAUACCACUAGAGCAAUAUUAAGUCAUUUUUAUGGAGAUUACUCCACUGUCACAUUGCCUCACCUAUUGUUGCUAUUUCUCUUGUCAAUAAUCAUCAUAUCUUUAUUCUUUUCUCAUGUUUUAUUUCUUUGGAUGUGGUUAUCUUGGAUGAUAUGUGAUGAUUUUAUUUUGGCCGGGACGGACAAAAGAGUAAGUGUGGGGGAGGUGUGUAAUUGAAAACUGGGUUCUUUUGUUUUGGUGGAGAAUGUUUUGAUUGAGAAAAUGAAUUCGGCAGAAUUAAUAAGUUCAGUGGAUGAAAAUUGCUGUGUGUUAUUGUGCCAAUUUUUGAUACAUUUGAGUGUUUGAUGAAGUAUUAAAUCAGAUUGGAAUUGAGGAAGACUGCAGAAUUCAAGUUAGUGCUGAAAUGAUGUAUCAAGUUUUGUAUCAAAAUCAGAAUGCAAGAUUUAUAGUGAAGAAAGUUUAGUUGGAAUUUGAGAAGAUGUGGUAACAAAUGGUAUGCAAGAAUUUGGUGUAUUAAAUAGUGAGAAAAAUGCCAGAAACUCUGAAUUAUCAGAUUCCAGCAACAAUUGUGGCAGCACUCUCAACCGGCUAGAAAAAUUCUGGUAGCAGUAACUUGCUGAAAUUGUCAAUUUCAGCAACUUUCUUAGUGAUGCAUUGGCUAAAACAAGAUGGAAAUCAAGCUAUUGUUUGAUUAAGUGAUUGUGAAGCUUUAAGGAAAUAAUUGUUGAAGCUUGAAACAGCUGAGAAGCAGUAAUAACAGAAGUUAUAACAAGUAACAAAUCUGAAAUGCAGAACAUGGAAAAUUGGCAGAAUUGAAAGUGUGCAGUUUGGAAUGAAUGGAGUAUCAAGAUUUCAGGAAUGAUAUCAAGGAGAAGAAAAGCUUACAUGAAGCUUUGUAAUGUGAAGAAACAAAUGGAAUGUUAGCAUGAACAACUUCUACAAAUAUUGCAAGUCAAUUACUGAAAUCUGGAAAUAGUAUGGCACUUGAUGGUAUUUGCAAAGCUGAAUUGUGGUGAAUGAGAGGAGUAAAAGAAGACAAUGAUAGCUCUCAAAUUGGGAAGUGAAGCUUAAUUCAAAGAAGAAAAAAAAAAUCAAAAGGAAAAGGUGCUGGAAUGAAAGGGAUGAGUAUAGUGCAGAAUUUUCAGCAAGUAUAGAUUGUGCAGAAUAUGGCAGUUUUUGUGCCAAAUUGGGAUGAAAGUUGUGAUAAACCAAAGCUGCUGAAAAAUGGAAGGUCUUUGGAUAUGCAUUGUAAAGGUUUUGAAGAGGCAAGAUGAAGAAGUGUUGGAAAUUCUUAAGGCUUAACAGGGGCAAGUUGGUACAAAAUCAGCAUUGAAGACAAACUGAAAUCAGUAUUGGCUGUGCAGAAAUGAGUUCAAGGGUUACUGGAAUAUGGAAAAAUCUGGAAUCCAGCUGUUACUUAGUGGUGAUGAAUGGAUAACUUUCUUCUCCAGGGUUUACAAGACUUUGGACAAGAAAUCUAAUACCUAACAGAGAACAAAGCUGGAGCUGGAAACUGAAUCAUAAGUGCAACCUGAAAUUUGGACUGUUACCGCAGUGAGAAAAAGUAAAUCCAAGCUGAAAUUUUUGUGCUAUUGCAGGGAAAGAAAGUAAGCUUUACUGCCUGUCAAAUGCAGAAGAGAGUGUUGAGAGAAAAGAAGUGAACAAUUGAAACAGAAACUGCAUACGGAUCUGCUGAGUAAAGGUAGAUCAGUUUUGUGCCAAAGACAAUGUGCUAUUUUGUGCCAAACUCUCUGGAUAUUCGAAUCUGAAAUAGGGGAGUUGAAAUUAUUUUGAUCCAUUUUCAAAUGAGAUAACUUCCAAGGCUUAUCAGUGAGGCAGGUUUGGAUGGAAGUUGUUGAACAAGAACCAGAAAAAUUAAGUUAACAGAUUCAUGUUACCACUGUGCCAAUCUGAAAAUUUCAGAAUUUCAAUGUGUUGAUGAGGAAGGGAUGUAAUUCAGACCAUGAGACGAACCAAGUCAAAGAAUGUCAGAUUUGCUUGGGAAUUUUGAAGGAGCUGCAGCUGAGAAUUGAAGAAACAGAACAAUAGCAGAAAUCAAAUUCUGUUAAUCGAGGAUAUGAAUGAAAACUGUGAAACUAUAUAAUCUGCACUAGAAAUGAGUGGAGUUAAAGGUAGAGUGCAGGUUGGUGUGCUACAAAGCCAAAUCAGUAUUAAAAAAAACAGUGGAAAGAAGAAAUGCAGAAAUUCAUGUUUUGGUCAAAAUUGAACAUCACAUAGCAUUCUAGUUCCAUGUUUUCCACCUUGAGUUGAACUUUAUCUUUUGAUUUGCUCCAUUAGCAGUAAUUCUUUCAUUUACAUCUGAUUUUGAUCUCUUUCCCAGUGGUGGUAAAGUUUCAUGAUUAUGCAUCUUAAUAUCUGUGAUGGAGGUUAAAUUAGAUGAAAAGCAAGCUUAUGGUAGUGGAUUUGAUAUGAGUAGCUUGAGUGCCCUCCACCUUUGCAAGAUUUGAGAUUAAUAGAGAGCCACCUCAAUUACCUUGGGAGAAUUAGAGUGUUAUCAUUUUCACUUUAUUCAUGAUGGAUGAAAUUUACUAAGUAUCGAACCAAGGUGAAAAUAGAGGUCAUGAAUGUGUGAGUCUAUGAAAUUUGAUACUUACUUGUAACUUCCUUUUACUUUCUUUUGGACAUGAUCAAGAAUAGUUGGGAGUAGGAAGUACCAUCUUAGAUGUUAUUUUAGUUGGCUCACUUGCACGAGACGUGCAAGAAUAAGUGUGGGGGAUUUGAUAGGUUAUGAAUUGAUACAUUACUUUUGGGUUAAUAUUUGGUGUUCUUUAUAUAUUUGCAUAUGUUUAAUUCCAAUUUUGAUCAUAUUUCCCCAAACAAGAUUUUUAUGAGCUUUAUGAUGUUUUUCCAUCUUAUGCAUGAUUUAUUUCUCAUUAUGUGAAUUUGGUCUUGUAGGGUACUAAUGGGUUCAUGAUUCAAGUGGAGGCAUGGUUCAUUCAACCAAAAGGAGCCCAAAACCCUAAUUGACCAAGUGAACUCAGACUCGAGUUACACAUGAGCUGGACAUGAACUUAGGUCUCAAUUGAAAAAAACCCUAGGUAUAAAAUCAGAGUUUGGCACGGUGAACAGUGAGCUCGCACUACUGUUCAUCGUGCCAGUUUCUUGACGGCGCGGUCGCAGCUCCCUUCCUUCUUCCAAAUCUUCGAGCAACCUUGUCCUCAUCGGCGUGGAGUUCCUCAGCUUCCAGCAACCGGUUUCCAACCUUCAGCACCUCUCCAGCGAGCGUUUUUGCAAGCGAAGUACUGUAGCUGUGGGGCGCAAUUUCCAACUCAGACCAGCGGUGUUCUUCUGGUCUGGGUUUCCAUUCCUUCACGGGAUCAUUGGCGGUGGUCCUCCAGUGAUUCUGAACCAUUUCCGACAGCAUUUCAACGUUCCCAGCUUUCUUCGUCAGCUCGCGACGCCAUUUCCAGAUAACGCAGCAGAGAACAAUUUCAGAAACUGACUUCGUUGAGUAUUUGUGAGCUGGUACAAGGAAUCUGAGGUUGACUUGAAGCUUGAGGACUCCAGACCGAUCUCUGUUGGAGUGUUCUCUGCAGAUCCUUGUGUGACGGCAAGGAGAAGACGAAUUUGGUCCGAGAUUUGGGUGUAGGGAUGUUAGAUUUUCGUUGCAGUUUGUUUCUAGCUUAGGUUUUCUUAUUCCUGCAUAUUUGUUUCUAAAUCUGAUAGUUUAUAGUUUGGAUUUAGUUGAAGUUUCAUUUUCUACAUGAAUUUGAGAUGCUUAGUUCUGUUUU
Messenger RNA from Zingiber officinale, 10356 nucleotides. RefSeq lists its product as uncharacterized. The transcript has 2 exons. Gene Ontology annotation, biological process: DNA integration. The coding region runs from base 956 to 6127 and encodes 1723 amino acids. Gene Ontology annotation, molecular function: nucleic acid binding. Lineage: Eukaryota; Viridiplantae; Streptophyta; Magnoliopsida; Zingiberales; Zingiberaceae. The record is from RefSeq and is a predicted model, not a curated record.